AUGAACGGCGAAGCGAGCAUCCGCUGCGUCGUCCACCUGCGCGGCCUUCUCUGGUCGUGCACGCCUGACGACGUGCGAGCAUCUGUCUCGCCGCUCCUUCCUGCCCGUUGUUUCUUGCACGAUGUCUUCCUGCCGCUCGAUGCACGGGCGCGCCCCUCCGGCACCGCCGUGCUCGUGCUGCACGCGGAGCGGCCUGCCGCCGCCUCGAGCGAGCGCAGCGUCGACGCGGCGGUCGCCGCCGCCGCACGCCGCAUCGCAGUCGCUCUGGACGGCGCGGUCGUUCGCGGCGAUGACGAUGCCUCAGAGUCCGUGCGCCACCUCCGUGCCACGCCUUCGUCCGCCCGCGCGCUCAAGGAGAGCCGCGCCCGCUCGUCUGCCGCCGCCGCUCGUGCUUUGUCGCUCGCGCCGCAGAGCUUCAAUGCAGGCGCCGCAGCCGCCACCACUGCCAUUGCCGCUGCUCCGAGCCGUCGUGACUUUGUCGUCGUCUGCCACGCGGCGGCGGCGGCGGCGAGUGGCGCCUUUGAGCUGUCGGACCUCAGCCGUGGGCGCGUCGACCUCAUCGCGAGAUGCGCCUCUGCCGCCCUCUUCACGUCGCACGGCGUCCGGCGCGGCUGCCGCCUCUGGCUGCCUCUCGUCGGCGGCGGCCUCACCCUCUGUCUCGACGGAGACCGCGCGCGCCGGCUGAGGCCCGACGAGCGCUCAAUCGCCGCGCCUCUCCGCGUGGUGCUGAGGCGGCACGUGC
This is a messenger RNA of Emiliania huxleyi CCMP1516, 742 nucleotides long. RefSeq lists its product as hypothetical. Gene Ontology annotation, biological process: tRNA methylation. The annotation marks the transcript as partial. Gene Ontology annotation, molecular function: S-adenosylmethionine-dependent methyltransferase activity; tRNA methyltransferase activity. NCBI's taxonomy places the organism in Eukaryota, Haptophyta, Isochrysidales, Noelaerhabdaceae. The transcript is spliced from 4 exons. The record is from RefSeq and is a predicted model, not a curated record.